AAGAUGGCGAUGCGCGUUGCAAGCAUGAGAUGUUUGUCCCCAAUAUUCCAGUCAGUUUUAACAUCGCGUUGUAAUGUUACAUAUAUCAAACGAUAUGUGCGUAGACGAAGACCAGUGUCUCUGUUAACGUCAAACAAUGAGCCUACAGAAAAUGCGGAACAAGUCUCUAAAGUAAGUCAAUUCAAUGAACGUUUAUUAAAUGAGAACAUUCAUAGAAGCCCAGAAAAAGCGAGAUGGGGGUCAGAAAGUGUCACAAGUGUCAGCCAGAAACACGACAACAAUCCGGAGUCAGUCCAGUUUUCUGGAUCAUCACGGGGAAUAGUGAUGAACGCCACCACAUUGCCCCGUUAUGGAGAAGUUGAUGGUUUGCUGUAUGAUAAAUCACGACCUGGUGACAAGAGUCUGAUGAGACUUGUCAACAUAGCUCGAUCUAAGAAGCUUCGUGAGCAUCAAGGUAAAGUUAUUCUAGAGGGUGGACAUCUCAUCCGCUGUGCUCUGGAUGCAGGGGCUGUAGCACAGAAUGUCUUCUUCAGCUCUGUGAAAGCACUGAGGGAACUUCCUCUAGAUAAUCUGAGACGAGCCAGUCUCGUGAAAGUUAAGAUGGAAGACACUAAAUUCUGGUCUGAUCUUGACACCUCACAAGAUGUAAUAGCCAUAUUCAAACGUCCUGUGGUCUCUCGUUUGACAUUCCCAGAGGAAAAGUUUGGCAGGCCAUUGCCUCUAACACUGAUUUGUGACAACGUGAGGGACCCGGGAAACCUGGGCGCAGUGUUGCGCUCCGCUGCGGCAGCUGGAUGCCAUAGUGUGUUGCUAACUAAAGGUUGUGUUGAUGUUUGGGAGCCCAAGGUCCUUAGAGCAGCCAUGGGGGCUCACUUCCGUCUCCCCAUCAUCCCAAACUUAACAUGGAGCGAUAUUCCAGAUCAACUGCCCACUACAGCCACCAUUCAUGUAGCUGACAACUGCGGCACCACCACGAAUGAGGAUGAGCCCGGUGUGACUGCUCAAAACAAAAGAAAACCACGUGAUUACGGUUGGGUCAGAGGUCAUCAGAACCCAAUGAAGGUGCAGUGUGAUGAUGACGGUGAUUCUGAGGAUUAUGAAGGUAGCAGAUGUGCACACACUAGCAAAUCCCUGGACACCCUAUAUUACCACACUGACUGGGUUGCUAGGCACACGGGCCUCGUGAUUGGUGGAGAAACGCACGGUCUGAGUCAGGAAGCAUUGCGAUUGGCUGAGAGGACUGGAGGCCGGAGGUUAUUAAUCCCCAUGGUGUGUGAUGUUGACAGCCUGAACUCUGCCAUGGCUGCAAGUAUUUUGCUCUUUGAAGGAAGGAGGCAGCUGCAGCUACAGAUAAGAGGAAAGUUGACAGAGAUGACAGCUUCAUGAAAACAGGAUGUUGUUGAAAUAUUAAAUGCAUCACAGCCAGAGUCCAGUGUGUUCUUUUUUAUGUGCGAUACAUGUAGAAUUAUCAGUGUUUGUUACCGAAAUCUUAAAUUUUGUCAUUUUGAUUCAAACUUAAUUCAGAAGCAAACAACAUUUUAGGUGAUCUUUGCUAUAUGAAAAAGCUUGGUCGAAGCAUGUUUCACUUCACCCAAAAACGAAAAUUCUUUUGUCAUUUGUCAUUCCAAACCUGUAUGAUUUUCUUUCUUCAACAUAAAACAAAAAAAUAUAUUUUGAAGAAUGUUGGUAGCAACAUCAUUGGCACCCAUUGACCUCCAUUGUAUGGAGACAAAACUAUAGAGACAUUUCUCAAAAUAUCUUCUAUAUAUAAAUAUCGUCAUUUACAGGUUUUGAAAAUCAUGCGGGUGAAAAAAUGAUGACAGAACUGUUUUUUGUUUUUUUAAGUAUUUUUAAGAAAGAAAUGUAUACAGGUUUGGAACAACUUAAUGGUGAGUAAAUGAAGACAGAAUUAAAAUUUUUGUUCAACCUGUCCUUUUAAGAUAGAAAAUAUUAGCCUGGUAUGAAAACUGGAAGUCCUCACUGACAUACCGAAAUUAAUUUACAUCCCAGUAUUUAACACACUG
Triplophysa rosa is the source of this 2024-nucleotide messenger RNA. It is a transcript of the gene mrm3b, whose product is annotated as mitochondrial rRNA methyltransferase 3b. Gene Ontology annotation, biological process: RNA processing. Gene Ontology annotation, molecular function: RNA binding; RNA methyltransferase activity. The transcript is spliced from 4 exons. The record is from RefSeq and is a predicted model, not a curated record. The coding region runs from base 4 to 1386 and encodes 460 amino acids. NCBI's taxonomy places the organism in Eukaryota, Metazoa, Chordata, Actinopteri, Cypriniformes, Nemacheilidae.